Messenger RNA from Haemonchus placei, 270 nucleotides. The record is from the annotation of a GenBank genome assembly. Lineage: Eukaryota; Metazoa; Nematoda; Chromadorea; Rhabditida; Trichostrongylidae.
AUGUCGACAUCAGUGAAGCAUCGCGAAUUUAUCGGUGAGCCCAUGGCCGAGAAAGAAGUCACCGCUAUAGCUGGAAUCGGACCUACAUAUGGUGCUAAACUUGCCGAAGUUGGAUUCGAUAAAGCUUACAUUCUGUUCGGACAGUUCUUACUUCUUAAGAAAGAUGAAGAUUUGUUUACGGAAUGGUUGAAGGAUACAGCUGGAGUAUCUUCAAAUCAUGCGAAGAGUGCCUACAAUUGUCUCAAUGCUUGGGCCGAGCAAUUUAUCUGA